Messenger RNA from Neltuma alba, 1399 nucleotides. Its product is annotated as acyl-acyl carrier protein thioesterase ATL3, chloroplastic-like. The coding region runs from base 28 to 618 and encodes 196 amino acids. Gene Ontology annotation, cellular component: chloroplast. The record is from RefSeq and is a predicted model, not a curated record. Lineage: Eukaryota; Viridiplantae; Streptophyta; Magnoliopsida; Fabales; Fabaceae. Gene Ontology annotation, molecular function: fatty acyl-[ACP] hydrolase activity. The transcript is spliced from 5 exons.
UUCCCUUCCUCUGUUCGAGUUACUACGAUGAUGCCUUCUCUGAUCUUCAAUCCUAUGUCAUUUCAUCUCCACCACCCAACACCUUCUGUCCAGAUUAUCCACCGACCUUUGAAGCCCCCGCCGGCUCUCCGAUCAGUUAUCCCGGUGAGGAGCUUCGCUUCCGCGCCAGGUUUUGACCUCAAAGCUGGGAAAGGAAUGGGUGGGUUCUUUGAUGUUGAACUUAAAGUCCGUGAUUAUGAACUGGAUCAGUAUGGAGUGGUCAACAAUGCUGUUUAUGCAAGUUAUUGCCAACAUAGUCGUCAUGAACUCUUAGAAAGCAUUGGUAUUAGUGCUGAUGCUGUGGCCCGUAGCGGUGAUGCAUUGGCACUGUCAGAAUUGUCACUUAAAUUCCUUGCUCCUCUAAGAAGUGGAGAUAAAUUUGUUGUAAGGGUUAGAAUUUCGGGUUCUUCAGCUGCUCGAUUGUACUUUGAUCAUUUCAUCUUCAAGCUGCCAAGCCUAGAGCCUAUUUUGGAAGCCAAGGGUACUGCUGUGUGGCUUGACAAAAAUUACCGUCCUGUUCGUAUUCCAUCAGAGAUGAAGUCUAAAUUUGUGCAAUUUCUUCGUAAUGAGGACUCUUAGAUUAAUUCUGCUUCCAAAAACAAUAUUAAUGACGGCAUUUUUAUUAUGAAAAUAUUCAGGAAGAUAAUUAGUGGUAUGCAUCACUUCGAUUCCUCCUGGGGAUUGGGAAGAGAAUGUGAUGGCUGAUGGCUCUAUGAUACAAGUCCAGCAAACCGAUCUCAAAAAAUAUAAAAUAUCCGAGAUGCACAGUACUAAACCAAUAUAUCUGAAGUAUUUUACGUGUCGAUUGAUUGAUGUAUAUCCAUGAAGGCCACUGCCAAUGCAUCCAUUGGUAUAGAAAUUUGAAGAGAACAAAAAAUGUGUUUUUCCCUUUUUCUGAAUCCUUAAAUGCUCAUCAGUUGCCGUAGUCUUUUACUUGGGCGGAAGAAAUUAGAGGUUUUGAGUGUUGUGGCUGGUCCCUUUACUCUGUACCUGGUUUGUUUUGGUGAUACUUGAGAACUUCUUCUGGUGGAGAGUAAUAGCAAGUUGUUCUGUCAUGAGCUCCAAGACGAAUGAAGUAGCAGUUUUGGAAAUUUAAACUUCCUGAUGAUCAAACUCAAAUGAAGUGCUUUUUAGCUGUUGAUUAAUGUAGUUCCAAACUGGUUGUAGUGGUUACUUCUUAUUCUUACUAUCUCCAGUUCUAAUUAUAAGAUCUUGUUUGUAGAUUACAAACGAGGUCUUAUAAUUAGGACUGGAGGUAGUAUUAAGGCUUCUUUAGUUUAUAUAUAUGAAGUUCAUUUACCAAGUAACCGAUGUAUGAUGAAUUUUUUCAAAAAUCUGGAAUUAAAACAUAUGAUUGAAA